This is a messenger RNA of Cuscuta europaea, 3192 nucleotides long. Lineage: Eukaryota; Viridiplantae; Streptophyta; Magnoliopsida; Solanales; Convolvulaceae. The record is from the annotation of a GenBank genome assembly.
CAACUAACAAAAUUUUUAGUAAAUGCAAUUGAGACAGACGAUAAAAAAUCUUCUGCAAUAGAAAAAAUAGGUAAAGAAGAAAUUGGUAAAAAAGUCCCCCGAUGGUCAUACAAAUUAAUAACUGAAUUGGAACAAAUAUCGUAUUUUACAAAUCCACCAGAUGAUCAUGAUAUUCGUUCAAGAAAAGGGAUCAGUGUAUUAAUUUUUGAAGAACCUAAGACUCUCAAAGAUAAGACUACAAACAAAGAUAAGAAUACAAAAGAUACAAAUAUUCAAGCUAUAAAAUCCGACGAUAAUGAGAAAGAUAAAAAUAUUAAAAAGAAAAAGGAAGAUGAGGAUAAUAAGCUUUUUUUAUUACGAUAUCCGCACCAAUCUGAUUUUCGCCAAGGCUUAAUAAAAGACUCUAUGCGAACUCAAAGACGUAAAAUAGUUAUUGAGGGACUUUUUAAAGCAAAUGCGCAUUCCCCUCUUUUUUUUGACAGGAUGAGGAAAAAAACCUUUUUUUCUCUACCAUACCUGGCUCAACUGAAACGGCUUUUUAGAAAAUGGUCAUCCAUAAAAGAGUUUGGGAUUUUAGAAUCUACAGAGGAAAAAAAAAUAAUAAUAAAAAGAGAAACCAAAAAGGAAAAAAAACGACGAGAGGAAAUAGAACGGUUAGAGAUAGGGGAAGCCUGGGAGACUUUUCCAUAUACCCAAAUAAUAAGAGGUUUUUUAUUAAUAACCCAAUCAAUUCUCAGAAAAAAGAUUCUAUUACCUUCAUUCAUAAUCGGUAAAAAUAUCGGGCGUAUGCUACUAUUUCAAACUCCUGAAUGGUCUGAAGAUUUAAAGGGAUGGAAUAGAGAAACGCAUGUGAAGUGUACUUAUAAUGGUAUUCCGUUAGCUGACAAAAAAUUUCCGGAAAAUUGGUUGACAGAAGGUAUUCAAAUCAAAAUUUUAUUUCCUUUCUGUCUCAAACCUUGGCACGAAUAUAAAUCGCUAAAUUCUCGUGAUGACUUUUGUUUUUUAACAGUUUGGGGAAGGGAAACAGAACACCCUUUUGGUCAUCCACGACAAAAACCUUCGUUUUUUAAGCCUGUUUUUAAGGAACUUUACAAAUUUGUAAAAGUAAAAAUUAAAUUUUUAAAAAAGUUUUCAAAAAAAAAACACAAGUUCAAAAGAAACAAGAACAAUACACCCGAGUGUAAUAAAAAAUGAAAAAGAUGAUCUAAUAAAUAACCAGAUAAUGAAUCAACCCUUGAGUAAAAUUGAAAAAAUUACAGAUUGGAAAAAUUAUUCACCGAUAGACAAAAUGCAGGCUAUCACUCAUAGGACAAGUACAAUUAAAAAAAAACUAGAAAGAAUUACGGAAGAUAAGAAAAGGGUCACUCUAGAACUUGAUAUGAACCCUUACAAAAAAAGUUCGAGAUUAGCCUUGUCAAAAAAUUUUUGUCAAAUGUUGAAAAAAAAAAAAAAUAGAUUAAUAUAUAAAUUUAAUUAUUUUAUAAAAUUAUUUAUUCAAAGAAUAUCUAAUUGUAUUUUUUUAUAUACUAUAUCUAUUUGCCAAAUGACUCAAAAAGUCUUUGUGGAAUCAACAAAAAUGAACUCUCUUUCAAAUUCAAAUAUAAAAACGCAUAAUAAUAAGCUUUAUAAGGAAAAUUCAGAGAGUUUUGGUGAUUUAUCCAACUUGUCACAAGCAUAUGUAUUGUACAAAAUAUCAGAAAGGGGUUUUUUGAACGUACGUAAUUUCAUAUCUGUUCUUCAACAAAAUGGAACAUCUUUCUUGAUUAAAAAGAAAAUAAAAGACUCAUUUCAUACACAAGGAAUACUUCCAUCUGAAGGAAUAAAAAAACAACUUAAGCGGCCUAGAACGAGUCAAUGGAAAUUUUGGUUAAAAGGGAAUUCUCACUACGAUUUAUCUCCUAAUUUCUGGUCUGCCUUAAGAUCACAAAAACAAAAAUGGAGAAAUAGGGCGAAUCGCUAUCGUAGGUCUAAACAAAAAUAUUUAGACAAAAGGACUUCCGGUAAAAAAUUAAAAUUAAAUACUUACAGGAAACAAAAGGAUGCUAACUCAGUCUUGAAUAAAAAAACAAAAGAUAAUUUAAAAAAAUGCUAUCGAUAUGAUCUUUUAGCAUAUCAAUACAUUCAGUAUGAAAAAAAUAGUGGAACCCCUACCAGGAGCUAAACGGGAAGCAAUUUCUUAUCAUUACAAGAUGUCACAAAACAACUUGUUUGCGAUAACGAAAAAUAUUCCUAUCACUAGUUUCAGAGGAAAAAUAGAAAGGUUAAAUAUUCCAUAUCCAAAAAAAGAUGUCGAUAGAAAAUAUUUGAAUUGGAAAAAUAUUGAUUUUUCUCUUAAAAAAAAAGCGAAUAUUGAGUCCUGGAUCACGGGUAAUUAUAACAAUACUCAAAAUACUCCAAUUUUCACUUACAAUUAUCAAUUAAUUGAUAAAAUGGAAGAAAUUUUGAAAAUUGAGCAAAUUUUUAAAAACGAAAAAGAUCCUUUUGCUCUUUUGAUUCAGAAAAAUACCGAAAUGAAUCGACUCCAUUCUAGAAAUUCUUUAUUGGAUUGGAUGGGACUGAAUGAAGAAAUACUCGACCGUCCAUUAACGGCUGAGGAACUUUUGGUUUUCCCAGAAUUUGUGUGGUUUGUUAAUUUAUAUAAACUGAAACCAUGGAUUAUACCAAGCGAAUCACUUAUUUCAAAUUUGAAUCUUAAUGAAAUGACAAGUCAAAAGACCGGUAAAACUCAGAAAGAUAAAAAAGAUAAAACUGAGAGUAAAAAAAAAGAUAAAGCCGAGGGUCAAACCAAAAGUGAACCUGAGGGUCAAACCAAAGGUGAAACUCAGGGUGAAACCAAAGGUAAACCUGAAGGUGAAACCAAAGGUAAACCUGAAGGUGAAACCAAAGGUAAACCUGAAGGUGAAACCAAAGGCGAAACUGAAGGUGAAACUGAAGGUGAAAAGAAAAGUCAAACUGAGAUAGAACUAGAGUUAUUCAUGAAAAACUAUUUAUUUUUUCAAUUUAGAGAGGAUUUUACUUUAAAUCAAGGCCUUUUCCAAGAUCUCCAAAUCUAUUGUCUCUUGCUUAGAAUGAUAAAUCGAAAAAAAAUGAUGCUAUCAUGGAUUCUAAGGGAAAAGUUAAAUUUGGGUCUAAUGCCACAGAUGGAUCAGAAAGAGAGUGUUCCAGAUUCAAAAAGAAAUGUUCCAGAUUCAA